UCCAUGCCAUACAACAAAUCUCACCGCAUCAAAAAAAACAUCUCUUAUGCUAAAACUCCCUCCCCAUUUCUUCCCCACUCCUCCUCUCUCAAUCUCCCCAACCUCAGCCUUUACUGCAAUCUACCCUGUUCAUUGUAGCUUGCAGCCAUGUCUUGCUCCAAUCUGACAAUGUUGGUGUCGUCAAAACCUUCCCUUUCCAACUCCUCUCUGCUCUCAUUCGGCUCCUCUCUCAACCCGUUGCAGCUCCCGGCGCAGAGCUCCGCGCCGUCUAGAUCGCCGUCGGUGGGCCCAAUCCGGUGCGACCUGCGCGAGCUCCGCGAUCGGAUUGCGUCGGUGAAGAACACCGGGAAGAUCACGGAGGCCAUGAAGCUGGUGGCGGCGGCGAAGGUGAGGAGAGCCCAGGAGGCCGUGGUGAACGGGCGCCCCUUCUCGGAGACGCUCGUGGAGGUCCUCUACAACAUCAACGAGCAGCUCCAGACGGACGACGCGGAGGUGCCGCUCACGAAGGUCCGCCCCGUCAAGAAAGUCGCGCUCGUGGUCGUCACGGGCGACCGUGGCCUCUGCGGCGCGUUUAAUAGUAAUAUCCUCAAGAAAGCCGAGGCGAGAAUCGCGGAACUGAAAUCCCUCGGCGUGGAUUACACCGUGAUUAGCGUGGGCAAAAAGGGGAAUACCUAUUUCAUCCGCCGACCCCACAUUCCCGUCGAUAGAUUCCUCGACGGCAGCUCUCUCCCCACCGCAAAAGACGCGCAGGCAAUCGCCGAUGACGUCUUCUCGCUCUUCGUAAGCGAAGAGGUCGACAAAGUCGAGCUUUUAUACACAAAGUUCGUGUCUUUAGUCAAAUCCGAGCCAGUAAUUCACACCCUAGUCCCUCUUUCCCCCAAGGGAGAGAUCUGCGACAUAAACGGCAACUGUGUCGACGCCGCAGAGGACGAAUUCUUCCGCCUGACGACCAAAGAAGGGAAAUUGACGGUGGAGAGAGACGUGAGAAGAACCGAAACCCCAGAUUUCUCAUCAAUCUUGGAGUUCGAGCAGGACCCAGUUCAGAUUCUGGACGCCCUGUUGCCUCUCUACUUGAACAGUCAAAUUCUGAGAGCUUUGCAGGAAUCGCUGGCCAGCGAGCUGGCUUCCAGGAUGAGUGCGAUGAGCAGUGCCACAGACAACGCUAACGAAUUGAGGAAGAAUCUGUCUAUAGAUUACAACAGACAGCGUCAGGCGAAGAUUACCGGAGAAAUCUUGGAGAUUGUUGCUGGAGCCAAUGCCUUGUCUUAAGCAUAAAGCAUGCAUGCAUAUAUAUAUAUAUAUAUAAAUAUCCUCCUUGUUUUUCUUCCCCCCUAGCUGCAUUAUAUAUGCUUAUAUAUAGGUGUGUUUAUGGGAGAUUCAUGCUUCGUUUUGAUGCUCUUGUUCAAGAACUGUGAUUCAGAUCAGAUCAGAGUAGAUAAUUUCUUCUGCAUUUCAUACAAACUUUGAUUUUUGCUAGAUGUAUUAUUGAAUGAUAUGAUAUAUAAGGCCAGACCACUCAUCUGAUCUUUAUAUGUCCACAUCUUUUACCUUGUAUUUGUAAUAAAACAUGUAAUAAUGAAAGUCAAGUCCCCAAGAUUCACCUCCA
Ipomoea triloba (trilobed morning glory) is the source of this 1606-nucleotide messenger RNA. RefSeq names its product ATP synthase gamma chain, chloroplastic. The record is from RefSeq and is a predicted model, not a curated record. NCBI's taxonomy places the organism in Eukaryota, Viridiplantae, Streptophyta, Magnoliopsida, Solanales, Convolvulaceae. The transcript has a single exon. The coding region runs from base 148 to 1269 and encodes 373 amino acids. Gene Ontology annotation, cellular component: chloroplast thylakoid membrane. Gene Ontology annotation, molecular function: proton-transporting ATP synthase activity, rotational mechanism. Gene Ontology annotation, biological process: proton motive force-driven ATP synthesis.